CCGUCAUUGCGUCCAUCUGUCCAUCUACUCACAGCUUAAGAAAACGGCGCCGCGCAAGGCGAGGAAACGCCGAUCUAUCAGUACUAUCUGUCUCUGGGAGGAGAAGCACAUGAUUGACUAAUCUUCUUACAGGCGGUUGACUGAGAUCGACUGGCAGAAUGCGUUUAAGGCGUCGUCUUUCGCCCCUGAAGCUUGCCAUUGUCGGUGGGACACUUUUUAUGCUCAUUCUAGUGGUGCUCCAGAGAGACGUUAACAGCGGUGCUCUUCAGGACCCCUGGCUGCAAGAUCUCUCCAACAAAAAGGAGAGGGUGUUCGAGAUGGUCCGCGGGGCUGUCAAUAACUUUGCCUUCCAAAUAGGAGCCCCUGUGCGUCCAUCAGUGGAAGUACAACCCACCCCGGACCGAAACUGCCCAUCUGGCUUCUACACUCAGCGGGAGCUUAAACCAUGGAUCGAGAGGCCUCCUGAAAACCCUCAAGCCCCAGGAGCCGAUGGUGUACCUUUCCAGUAUGACCGGAUGACCAAAGAGGAGGAGAAGGAGAAGCAGGAGGGCAUGACCAGACACUGCUUUAACCAAUUCGCCAGUGACCGAAUCUCCUUGCACCGCACUCUUGGAGAUGACACCCGUCCGCCUGAGUGUGUCGAUCGCAAGUUUCGCCGAUGUCCUGCUCUUCCCACCACCAGCGUGAUCAUCGUGUUUCACAAUGAAGCAUGGUCAACACUACUGCGCACUGUGUACAGCGUUCUGCACACCUCCCCAGCGGCCUUUCUCAAAGAAAUCAUAAUGGUGGAUGACGCCAGCACUGCAGAACACCUUCAUGGAAAGCUGGAGGAGUAUGUGAAAGCACUGAAGAUCGUGAAGGUGGUGCGUCAGCCCGAGAGGAAAGGCCUGAUCACAGCGAGGCUUCUUGGAGCAAGUAAAGCUGAAGGAGAAAUUCUCACGUUCCUGGACGCUCACUGUGAGUGUUUCCAUGGCUGGCUCGAGCCUCUUCUUGCUCGAAUUGUUGAAGAGCCCACGGCCGUUGUGAGCCCUGAGAUCACAACCAUCGAUUUAAACACUUUCCAGUUCCACAAACCUGUGGCAACGGCUCGUGCACAUAACAGGGGCAACUUUGACUGGAGUCUUACUUUUGGCUGGGAGGGAAUUCCAGAUUAUGAGAACGCUAAACGCAAGGAUGAGACCUACCCUGUAAAAACUCCAACAUUUGCUGGUGGCUUGUUCUCUAUAUCUAAGGCCUACUUUGAGAAAAUUGGGACGUAUGAUGACAAAAUGGAGAUCUGGGGUGGUGAAAAUGUCGAGAUGUCUUUCAGGGUAUGGCAGUGUGGUGGACAGUUGGAAAUAAUCCCCUGCUCUGUCGUUGGUCAUGUGUUUCGCACCAAGAGUCCUCACACCUUCCCCAAAGGUACAGAGGUCAUUACACGUAACCAGGUGCGCUUGGCGGAGGUGUGGAUGGACGACUACAAGCUGAUUUUCUACAGACGCAGCCAAAGCGCAGCUAAAAUGGCCAAAGAAAAAGGCUUUGGGGAUAUUUCUGACCGUCUGAAACUCCGAGAAGAUUUACAGUGCAAGAACUUUUCCUGGUACCUAUCCAAUGUCUACCCAGAAGCCUUUGUCCCCGAUCUCUCGCCAGUCAAGUUUGGAGCU
Messenger RNA from Danio rerio (zebrafish), 1643 nucleotides. It is a transcript of the gene galnt6, whose product is annotated as UDP-N-acetyl-alpha-D-galactosamine:polypeptide N-acetylgalactosaminyltransferase 6 (GalNAc-T6). Lineage: Eukaryota; Metazoa; Chordata; Actinopteri; Cypriniformes; Danionidae. Gene Ontology annotation, cellular component: Golgi membrane. Gene Ontology annotation, molecular function: carbohydrate binding; polypeptide N-acetylgalactosaminyltransferase activity. The record is from RefSeq and is marked validated.